AUGUUGGGCUGGGUUAUAAUUCCCCUCUACGAGGCGGCUGACGCUCUACUCGACCAGUGUGGCUCAUUCAACUCUGUUCAGAAACUCCGGUUGUCAAUGAUCAGAUACCACGCCAGACAUGACUCCGAUGUAGUCAAAAGGAAGAUAUAUCAGAAUGCCCCAGAGCUCUGGAGCAUCGCAGUCUUCAAGCUCAUCGAAUCAGAUUUACGCCUUCGAGAAUUGAGCCAGAGAGACGAGGUAAUUCGACACCAGUAUCAGUCUAUCAAGCUUUUAAGCGCCGAAAAGCGGCGAGAGGCGCACAUGAAGUACCCUCAGCUGCUGGAUAGCAUUGCCAAAGAAUACUGGGAGGAAGAAAGAACCCACUACUACUUAGAAGCUUCGCUUCUAAACGGACCUGUGACGCGAGCAAAGAUCUUCGGAACGAUUGUGCUGGCAAGGGAGGAUGCUGUGGUCGGGGUUGUAGAUGCGGCGAGAACCGUGAAAUCAUACCAGGAAGGAUGA
Penicillium cosmopolitanum is the source of this 501-nucleotide messenger RNA. RefSeq lists its product as uncharacterized. The record is from RefSeq and is a predicted model, not a curated record. Lineage: Eukaryota; Fungi; Ascomycota; Eurotiomycetes; Eurotiales; Aspergillaceae. The transcript is spliced from 2 exons. The coding region runs from base 1 to 501 and encodes 166 amino acids.